Lagopus leucura (white-tailed ptarmigan) is the source of this 2212-nucleotide messenger RNA. RefSeq names its product inositol 1,4,5-trisphosphate receptor-interacting protein-like 1. NCBI's taxonomy places the organism in Eukaryota, Metazoa, Chordata, Aves, Galliformes, Phasianidae. Bases 640 to 2100 code for a protein of 486 amino acids. Gene Ontology annotation, cellular component: membrane. The record is from RefSeq and is a predicted model, not a curated record. The transcript has a single exon.
UGCAGGAUUUGGAGGAGCUGCACGAUCGGUUGACAACCACGCUGCUCUAUGGGAGAUGAGAGACGCGCACUGUCCCACAGACGAGCACGCAGGACAUGAGAGGACGCUGCUCAGUAGGCACUGGGAAUUGCACAGGUGUAAAGGAUACAAAGCACUUAGAGUCUUCCGCACCGAAGCAAAGGAGUCAGCACCUCUUUUGAGCUCGCUCCGUGGGGGCUCAAUCCGGCCACGUGCCUCAGAACAGGGCCGAUGGCAGGGCCAUGGGGCCCAGGGCAGCUGGGUGGGGCCGAAGGGUGGGGCUGGGGCAUUGUGACAUCACUGUGCAUCACAGUGCAGGGCUGGUAUUGCGGACGUCAACAGGCAGCCAAGCUCCACUUUGGCCUGGGCCAGCGGUGAGUACAGCAGCAGGGGGAGGGCUGUGCUGGGCCGGGUGCAAAUGCCGGCCCGCAAGAGGUUUGGGAGCCUGCAGUGGCAGCAGCGAGCGCUCAGGGAGCCUGCGAGCAGCUCUGCGGGCAGUCACCACCAGCGCCGGCCUCGGCCCUUGCUGACCCCCAGCUCCCUCACUCCUGCUCCUCCCUGACCCCAGCGCAAGCUCCCACCCAGCCCCACUGACCUCCCCUCUCUCCCCUCUUCCAGAUCAUGGCUUUGGCGCUUUUCUUCGCCUUGUUGGCGCAGAGAAUACCAUUAGUUGGUGAUUUGGAUGUGGACACGCUCGACCGCAUGCAGCAGCAUGAGGUGUAUCUGCAAGAGCAGAUGACAAAGCUGCUGCUGGAGAUGGAAGAGAAGAACAUGGCGCUGAGCACGAUGGGCACUCAAGCCCUGCUUCGCUGCUUUGUUUUUUGUCUUCCCAUCCUUCUGUAUUUGUUCAUGUGGAUGAUCUGCUCAAAGUUCUAUAGAGCUGAAGACACCAGUGAUGAGGAGAGCUCCAGCAGUGAGAAGGAGCAGGAGGAGGAGGAGGAGGAGGAAGAGGAAGAGGAGGAUGACGGUGUCUUUUCUCUCGAUGUGUUCUGGACAGUCCGAAGCCAUCAAGAGGACUGUGAACUGAUGUACUCGCUGAUGCAUGGCGUCAUGGAUAUAUGCCAAAGUAUGGUAUCAGAUACUUUCUAUCCAGUGCCAGAGCGUCUCAUCAAGGUGGGCAGUACCUUCGAAGGCUGGUGUCCCGUUAGAAACGUACCUGUCUUCAGCCUGCUUGUGCCCCUGUUGGCCCCCCGUGGGCACACUUUCCACCUGGAUCUGGGCACCACAGGGGAGGUACCAGCAACGGACUCCCGUAUCUGUGUAGAGCUGGAAUGCACGUGCGAGAGGGAGCAGGAGAUGCGCAUGCUGUGCUUCCUCCACACCCCCGACAAAGAGCUGAAAAGUCAGCAGCCCAGCCUCCUGCACAGCCUCUGCACUACGUCCUACUUAGACGCGGAGAAGACUGCCCGCUGCUUCCAGGAGCUGAUCAAAAAUGCCUGGCAACGCAUGCACGUCUCAGAGUUCACCAUGGAGAUAGACACGGUGAAGUCCAGGCGCUCCUGCAGGCUUCAUGUGAGAGAUGUCAACAAAAGAAUCUUCUACGUUGAGUUUGUGUUUGGCGUCCAGCAGGAUGAUACGGACAUCUUUCUGAGCAGCCAUGAGAUAGUGUUUCGUCAUACCCCCAGCACGGUCUGGCCACAGAGCUGUGUAGUGGCAGAGAAAAAGUUCUUGCAGUAUGUAGCCAACCACCCCCGGGGGGGCAAAUUCUACCUCAGAUAUCUGCAACUGUGUGGCUAUCUCAUGGCGAGCCUCAGGUUUACCAUCUAUGACAUGAAGACAGGGAUCAUGCACCUCCUGAAUACCAUUCCUUUGCAAAGGUGGCACGGGAGGAGUUUCCUGCUGCGGAUGGAUGACAUCUUGAACUACCUGUGGUGCUGCGUGGAGGAGAAACGCCUGGACCACUUCAUCGUAGGAAACGACUCGUUGCCUAAGGAGAUUAUCUUGCCAAAAGAGUUCCGAGCUUCCCCACCGCUCAACAUGUUCCAGCACCUGGAGGAGGAACCGGACAAAUACGAGCGGGCGCUGCAGGAUUUGGAGGAGCUGCACGAUCGGUUGACAACCACGCUGCUCUAUGGGAGAUGAGAGACGCGCACUGUCCCACAGACGAGCACGCAGGACAUGAGAGGACGCUGCUCAGUAGGCACUGGGAAUUGCACAGGUGUAAAGGAUACAAAGCACUUAGAGUCUUCCGCAC